This is a messenger RNA of Pantherophis guttatus, 3072 nucleotides long. It is a transcript of the gene GEMIN8, whose product is annotated as gem nuclear organelle associated protein 8. Lineage: Eukaryota; Metazoa; Chordata; Lepidosauria; Squamata; Colubridae. Gene Ontology annotation, cellular component: SMN complex. The record is from RefSeq and is a predicted model, not a curated record. Gene Ontology annotation, biological process: spliceosomal snRNP assembly.
AAAAGAGAGGCAAAGGAAAGGGAGCAACCUUCCGUUGCAGGAAUGUUCAGCGUAGCUUCUCUCAAUUCAGUGUCCCCCAGUUGUUUUGUAACGCAAUUCCCAUCAUGUGCGGCCACCCUGGCACGUGGUACCCAGUGCAUCUGAAAGGCACCAGAUUAAGGGCGGGAUGGCCGUAGCGGUUCUUGGGAGGAAACAAAGGAUUCAAGAGGGAAACAAACAAAGGGAAAAUGUUUUCCAUUCUGGACCCCCUCCGAAUCGUUUUCGCCUGAAAAGUUUAAGAAGGUUGCAUCAGAAAAGCUGCGACUCUUUCUAAGAGAAAAAUCGAGUUUACUCUCAUUGUGAAUCCUGUAGCUUGGAGUUUUUAGUUCUCUCGCUUUAAAAAAAACAACACCUUGACCCAGACUAAUUUGUUGACCACCGGCAUUUGGAGAUACGCGAAGCCACUCGCAGGUUAAACCCACUAAAUGGACUUUUACAAAAAAUUUUUGCAGUUACCACUGACACGUGUACCAAUAGACAAUGGCAAAUUUUUUAGGUCAAGACAUAGGACCAUGGUAUUUUCAAAAAAUGUAUGCAAGAUAUUGGAAACAUUACAAUGAAGCUAUGGAGUGGAUGUAUAGACAUAAAAACGCUUAUAGAAAAGCCAUGGAAUUAUUAUAUAAUCCAUCACUUCAUCCUUCCAAACAACAUCAACGUUAUUCUGACUGGGAUGAAAAUGUUCCAGGGAGAACUGGUCCAUCUUCGUUCUCCACCUCAGCCAGCAAACCACGGUAUCCUCCAAAGCCUCAGAAUGACCUGCAUUAUGUCAGAAAAAGGAGAGCAGCAGAGAAAGAUUAUGAAACAGAUUCAGAAUCUGAAGGUGAAGAGGAUUUAGAAUAUGACCUCGACAACAUGGAAAUCACAGAAGAGCUCCGUCACUAUUUUGAGCAGACAGAAAGACACCAGGAAGAACUACGGAAACAGAAACAGCUGGAGGCGGAACACCAAGAGAUAUAUGUGGAAGCUGACCACAACCUUCACUUGUCCACAAGCCGGUCAGUGCAGCCCCCAACUGAGAAGCCUGGCGAGAGAAGAAUGGCUGAAAUGAGAAAGCUCUAUGGCAAAGGUGCCAACAAAAUACAAGCAAUGGAGACCACCAUGCAACUCAACUUUGAUAGGAAUUGUGAUACAAAACAGCCCAAAUACUGGCCAAUUAUUUCUCUAAAACUCUGAGUAAGCGCCUCUUUUCUUUUUGGGAGAUUCAGAGUUGUAUAUCCUGAUGUUCAACCAAAUAGAAGGAUUAAGGGAAUGAAUCAAGAGUCAGCAAAAGACCUUUUUAAUUUUCCUUUCCCCUUUCCAACACAACUUUGAAUUUGUCUGCCAAUUUCCAGAGUCUAUUCCAACUCAACAGGAAAAGCUGAAUCAGUCAUUUGUACAAGGGAUAAGGAAAAUUCCCUUUUAAAGGGUAUUUCAACUAAUUUAAUCUUGGCAUGUGUUAGCCUUGCAGGAAAUGAAGUAACAUUUAUUUUUGUUCAAUUGGGCUAGGGAAAAGGCUAAAAACUAUCAAAAUUCAAAGCAUUUGUUAAAAUUGCUUUUAGUGCUACACAUGUUUUGCUGUAGGAUUUUAAAUGCAGCUGUUUUUUUGCAAAAACAUUUAUUUUCUUGGAGGCACCUGUAUUAAUUGGACAAAAUAGCUUAAAUUACUGUAAUUUUGCUUUUUGAGAUUGGGUUGAGCUGUAUGUAGAGAAAGUUUCUCUUCCAAAAUGAAAAGUUCGGCUCUAGGGUUUCAAGUCAGAAGCAGGCAUUGUCUGCUUUCACAGAAGUAACAGAACAAAAAACCCCAAUCAGAUUAAAAUACACUUUUUUUUUUUAUUUUGAAGUUGUAUUUAACCGAUCAGGAAGAAAAAUAAACUAGACGUGGGGGUGGGGUGGGGAAGGAAAGAGAUUAUAUAUGUGUGCAUGUGAUUCUCAUCAUGAAUAUAGUGGAAUUCUAAUCAAGCCACAUUCAUUUCCCCUCCAUGGCUACUGACUUUUCUCUCUUGUCUUACUUAGCUGUAGCAUCUCAAAAUCCAUUUUUAAAAAGGUGGUUCAAAACUAACAUUCCUGUUAACUGAGAAAGAGGCAGUCAUACAUAUGCAUAAAUAAAUUUACUGGCUGAUAUUUCUGUCUUGUGUGAAUAUAUGUUAGAAGUUUUGUGGUUUUCAGGAUAAUCCUUUCCUUGAACCAGUACCUCCAUAGAGGUAUUGGUUUUUAUGCUAGAUCUGAUUAAUUGAAAUAAGAUAUUUGCAUCCUUGCCAUUCAGAUGCUCCUAAUUGGUACAAUAUCUCCAUUCAAAGAUCUUCCUUAAAAUGCAUAUUUAUUUCCUUGCAAAAUUAGCAGCUAUAUUAAUAAAGAGCUUAUAUUUUAUCUCAUCCAUUUCUACAUUCAGAAUAGAAGUUCUAUACAUAGUACAUUUUGAGAACGUGCCAUGAUCUCUUUUCCAAGUUUAAGUUUUAUUUUGUGGGGAAAAAAAAUCAGUUUUAUUCAAAAUUUACUUGCACAGAUGGCCUUUGCUUUUCAUGUGUAUUUUUCUCUGCAAGUGUUUCUAUCAUACUUUUGUACUAAAUUGACAAGGUACAUUGCUCAACUAUUUCAGCUAUUUUGAAAAGGGCUGUUGUUUCAUGGGUAUUUGCAGGUAAAAGAUAAUGGUGUUUUUUUUUUUUUUAAUAAUGACUUGAAGCUUACAAAAGACAGUUUGUGGGAUGGCCUCUUCUCAGUGAUAAUCUGUCCAUCCCAGACACUCCCAUUAGAGUAGCUUUGUAAUUAAAUGCGGCCCAGGAGCUAUGCCUAUUCUGUUGGAAGGCCUGCUCUCUGCAAAGAUUGCCUCAAUGGGCCUUCCAAAAGGCAGAAAAAACUUGGCUUUUUGCUUGGAUCUUAAGACCAGCAUGAUUGGAAUUCCCAUCUGGAAUGUCAGCUUCUGGUUAUUCUUAAACAUCUUGGUUCUUAAUUGAAAUUGUUUAUCUUAUUUUCUUUGUAUAUCACUUGGAGUCACUGUGUUUGAGUUGGACAGCCAUAUGGAUUGUUUUAAUAAACCAAUAAAGAUUUCCAAUACAA